Molecule: messenger RNA, 144 nt
Organism: Peronospora matthiolae
Lineage: Eukaryota; Oomycota; Peronosporomycetes; Peronosporales; Peronosporaceae
Source: the annotation of a GenBank genome assembly
AUGAACAUGUUUGACAUUGAAGACGACGGCCUCUACGUCACACUUGAAGGCUACUCCCAUCUGAGUGACUCAGAAUGGGAGAUAGUCGGCCGCAUGAGUGUGCUCAUGGGCGAACCGCCAUCAGUGGCAUGUUGGAGUCUUUAA